Molecule: messenger RNA, 831 nt
Organism: Paramecium primaurelia
Lineage: Eukaryota; Ciliophora; Oligohymenophorea; Peniculida; Parameciidae
Source: the annotation of a GenBank genome assembly
AUGGGAUGGAUUAGAAUUUGGGAUUAAUAAGAAAAUUGUUAUAGUCGUAAGAUAUUAAGCAGAUCAAUUAAUGAUAUUGCUAUUUCUUAAGAUUUAAAUUGGCUUGCCUAUAGUGAAGAAAGUGAUCCAGUUUAAGAAACUUAAGAUUAUAUUAAUUAUGUAUAAGAUCCAAAAGUUUGGGUAGUAAAUUUAAAACAUAAUGCAAAAUAAUUUAGAUUGGAAGAAAAAACUAAUUUUAUUAAUUGUUUAAAAUUUACAUAAUCAAAUUUAUUAGUAAGUUCUAGUAAAGACUUAAAUAUUCGAAUUUGGAGUGUAAGUAAUAGGAAACUAUUGUAGAGAAUUCCAUGUUAUCAUGAAAUUGUUCAUUUAUCAAUUCAUCAUCUGGAAUAUUUUCUUGGAGCGAUUAGUAAAUUAUUUUGUAUCAUUCAUAUAUAUUAUACAAAAAAUGGUAAACUUAAACAAUUUUGGAAAACCAAUCUAUUAAGUAGCAUAUCAAUUUCAUUCUCAUAUAGUGGCCAUAUGUUAUUGACUGAAGGAUUAAAUGAUAAAAAUAGAUAGAUUUAUUAAUUAUGGAAUAUAUAAACAAAAAAAAUGCUUAGAACUUUUAAAGGAUCAUUGAAUUCAAUUAAAAUAGCAUAAUUUUCUUAAAAUGAUUAAUAAUUGGUUAUUAAAAAUAAUGAUAAUAAAAUUGCAUUUGUUGAUAUUUCAAAAGGUGAAGAAAUUAAAAUUUAUGAAAAAGUUGAAGCAGACGCCUAAAUUUGUUUUUCUCGUGAUUGUAAAACUAUGGUGUGCGAUGAUUUAUGGUAAAGAGUUUUUGUAUAUACUAUGUGA